AUCAUCCUUCACAACAUUCUACACUCUGUCUUGUCUUCUGCUGUAGCUCUCUGAAUCUCAACCAUCUCAAUCGCAUCCACUGUUACAAACUGUGAACUCGAUAGGUUUCUCGGCUUUUUGUUUUGGGAAUCGAGUGCUUCUGCUGUCUAUCUCUACCUAGGUCUACUAUGGCGAUUAUUGUUCAUGGCGCUGGGUUCUCGACCUGUACCCAGCGAACCCUCACGACACUCGCGGAAUUGAAUGUUAAUGACUACAAGCUGGAGUUCGUGGACAUGAUGAAGGGCGUCCACAAGAGCCCAGAGUUCUUGAAGAAGCAGCCUUUCGGACAGAUUCCUGUUCUUGAAGAUGGAGACAUACAAAUUUUCGAGUCGCGCGCCAUUAUCAGGUACCUUGCCGAGAAGUUCGAGGGACAAGGCACACCAUUGUUGGGAAAAACGGUAAAGGACAAGGCCCUUGUUAGUCAGUGGCUGGAGGUCGAAUCCCAGAAUUACAAUCCCCCUACUGCGCAAAUUGUAUAUCAAAGAGUUUUCUCGAGCAUGUUCGGUUCUAGCUGCAACGAAGAUGUGGUAACUGAGCAAGUGGCCAAGCUUGAGAAGGUACUGGACGUGUAUGAAGCUCAUCUUUCCAAUAACAAGUAUCUGGCGGGUGACUUCUUCAGUCUUGCUGAUCUUUCUCACCUCCCUUACACCUACCUGCUUGUGAACGCCGCCGGUAAAAGCGAUUUAAUCACCUCUAGACCUCAUGUAUCUGCUUGGUGGAACGACAUCUCCUCCCGUCCCACUUUUCAGAAGGUGCUCGGCAUGAACGAGUUCAAUAAGAAGGAGUAGACUUCAUCAAUGUCUCAGUCUACACACCAGAGUAGAUGAUAACCGCGAAUUCACGCUUGUGAUAUACAUGUGCAACAUAUUCUCACUUGUAAAUCCAAUCAUGUAAUAAAAGUGAAUUUCGAAACCAGA
Molecule: messenger RNA, 956 nt
Organism: Physcomitrium patens
Lineage: Eukaryota; Viridiplantae; Streptophyta; Bryopsida; Funariales; Funariaceae
Product: glutathione S-transferase F9
Biological process (GO): glutathione metabolic process
Cellular component (GO): cytoplasm
Molecular function (GO): glutathione transferase activity; glutathione binding
Source: RefSeq, a predicted model, not a curated record